GCGCGGCGCUAUUUCCAGCCUCGCCGGAGGCUUCGCUCGCACUUCGCUGGGAGCCUUCCCGGCGCUGGCGCUGGACCCGGAUCCGGUGGUACCGUGGGGAGGAGACAGGACCGGGUGGUGGCGGCGGAGACAGGGGACGCAACCAGUGCCUGGGACCCAAUAGGAGCACGCCGCCGCAACCUCUCCCGCGUUCUCCGGCCGCCGACUCCACGCCAAUCGCCUACUCCCGACACCUAGGACUACACGGAGAAGGAGACGCAGCCCGGCCCGAGCUGGAGCGGAGAUCCUACUUGCUUCCCAAGCUCCUGGGAAGAGGAUUCUCCUGCCGCCAAGAACCGCGCCGGACCGGAGGAACCCGUGGCCUGGAGAGCGCCGGCCGCUCCAGACCCCGGCCUGAUGGAUGUCUGGUGCGGAUAAUGAAGGAAGAACGUGCCUUUUACCCCCAAGAGGUGACCCCGGAGCGUGCCCCGGAUGACCCCACGACUUGGAACAAUGCGGCUAGCCUGCAUGUUCUCAUCCAUCCUGCUGUUUGGAGCUGCGGGCCUCCUCCUCUUCAUCAGCCUACAGGACCCUGUAGAGCUCACCCCCCAGCAGGUUCCAGGCAUGAAGUUCAGCAUCAGGACCCAGCAGCAUGAUGGCCACUUGAGAAUACCCACAGAAAGGGUCACUCGAGAUUCAACUAGUGGAUCCCCAAGAGGCCUCCAACUUCAGGUACCUGACCAGCCUCGACCUCACCCGAAGGCAAAGGCAGUGGGGUCUCCUUUGCGACUCCGGCAGCGCAGGCGGAGACUGCUCAUCAAAAAGAUGCCAGCUGCAGGGACCAUCCGAGGCAUCAACUCGUCUGAGACCUUUGUCCAGCCAAGACCCCACGCCAUGGACAGUCGCUGGGCCAGCCUGCAUCAGAGCCAGCAGGAGCGCAAGCGUGUGAUGCGAGAAGCCUGCGCCAAGUACCGGGCCAGCAGCAGCCGCAGGGCUGUCACUCCGCGCCACGUGUCCCGCAUCUUCGUGGAGGACCGCCACCGCGUGCUGUACUGCGAGGUGCCCAAGGCAGGAUGCUCCAACUGGAAGCGGGUGCUCAUGGUGCUUGCAGGGCUGGCCUCCUCCACGGCCGAUAUACAGCACAACACCGUCCACUACGGCAGCGCCCUCAAGCGGCUGGAUACUUUCGACCGUCAGGGCAUCGUGCACCGUCUCAGUACCUACACCAAGAUGCUCUUUGUCCGGGAACCCUUUGAGAGGCUGGUCUCUGCUUUCCGGGACAAGUUUGAGCACCCCAACAGCUACUAUCACCCUGUCUUUGGCAAGGCUAUCCUGGCCCGCUAUCGGGCCAACGCCUCGGGGGAGGCACUGCGGACUGGCUCCGGCGUGCAGUUCCCGGAGUUCAUCCAGUACCUGCUGGAUGUCCAUCGGCCCGUGGGCAUGGACAUCCACUGGGACCACGUCAGCCGGCUGUGCAGCCCCUGCCUCAUCGACUAUGACUUCGUGGGCAAGUUCGAGAGCAUGGAGGACGAUGCCAACUUCUUUCUGCAUCUCAUCCACGCGCCUGGGAACCUGACCUUCCCGAGGUUCAAGGACAGGCACUCUCAGGAGGCUCGGACCACGUCGAGAAUCACCCAUCAGUACUUCGCGCAGCUCUCCGCCCUGCAGCGGCAGCGAACCUACGACUUUUACUACAUGGAUUACCUGAUGUUCAACUACUCCAAGCCUUUCUCGGACCUGUACUGAGGGGUGAGGCCUGCUGGUCAGGGGAGGGCCUUGGCUGCCCACUCACCUCCCAGGAGCUGAGCUACACCGCGGGCCUCAGACCAUGUGAGGUGUGGUGGCUGUGGCCCUAGGUGGGGGAGAGAGGCCCAGACAUUGGACCUUGACUCUUGUCCCACACCUGUCUGUCUCCUCAUUGGGUGGCCUGAGCUUGCUUCUGAGGACGGAUGCUCCGCCGAGCUCAGCCAGGAUGCUGACAGGGAAGCCUGAGGGCCCCAGCGUAAGGGAUGUCCUGCAUUCCCUUAUCCUCUGCCUUGUACCAGACCACCAGGUCUGCUGCUUUUCUAUGACCCAGGGGAGGUCUGAAUAAAGCACAUGGUUUUCAGA
Molecule: messenger RNA, 2088 nt
Organism: Peromyscus leucopus (white-footed mouse)
Lineage: Eukaryota; Metazoa; Chordata; Mammalia; Rodentia; Cricetidae
Gene: Chst8
Product: carbohydrate sulfotransferase 8
Exons: 4
Coding region: 472-1725 (417 amino acids)
Biological process (GO): carbohydrate biosynthetic process; proteoglycan biosynthetic process
Cellular component (GO): membrane
Molecular function (GO): sulfotransferase activity
Source: RefSeq, a predicted model, not a curated record